GUCACCUCCUCCCUACUCCCCUCCCUCCUCGCACCCGCCGCCGUCACCCUCACCCCGACGCCUCGCUGGAGUCCGAGCUCGACCUCGAGCGCUACCGCGAUCUGCCGUCGCCGUCGGAGGAAGAAGAACACGAACAGCAACAAGGUAAACGAAUUCAGUUUUACCUUAAUUAUUUAUGGAUUUUCAUCUCCUGCUUUAUUAUAGCUUUGCAUUAAUUGACGUUUGAAUUUUUUGAUUAAUCUUGAUUAUGAAGUAGCUUUGACAUUUAGGUUUGUCAGAAAAUGAAAAAAAAAAAAAAGUGAAGCAGUUACAGUUAAUUAUAGCUACAUUAAGCUUUGUUGAUUUGGGUUAAUGUUAAUAAGAUUUAUCAAGAGGAACACUGUCAUUUGAUAUGGUUGAACGAGUUUUCUUCGUGUGUAUGUGUGAGAUUAUCUAGUUAAAAGCACGAGCCACGGUUUGGUGGACAACUGUUAAAGGCUAAGUGAGCUAAGUGAAUUAAUUGUGGACUUUUUUUUUGGAUGAAGCAAAGUUAAAGGGAAGAAUGUUUAGCUAAAAAUAUAGGAAAUGUAGUUUACUGUAAGCUUUUGCUCCAAGUGGUGAUUACUCAUAGUUGAAGUUUGGUUAUGCAACGAAAACCCUGGUAGUUGCUUGGAUAGACUAAUAUGGUCGUCUGCUAGAGAACAUAGAGUAAAAAAAAGAGAGGGCUGGUUCAUGAAACCACGUAAAACAUGGAAUCUGCAUAAUUGGUAGUAAUCGCAUAUGGACAUUCAGUGGUCCUCUGUUUUGUAUGGAAUUGGUGAUGACGGAGGGGGUCAAGCCUGUGAUUGGUUGUGAGGCGCGAGUUUUCUUUCUUGUUUCUAUUAGUGUUGUUCUUCUUGCAUUAUUUUUCAAGUUUGCAGGAUGGAAUGUAAUUUGCAACAGUUUCAUAUCUCAGAGACGCAAGUAAGAGUAUUCCUAUCUAACUUUUUCUUUUUCUUUUUCCCUCCGCUGUUUGUAUAGAAUGGAUGAUGUGUAUAAAUGGCUUCACUCUUAUAUGAAAGUAAGAUUUUGAUUUUGAUUGUUUUCAUUUCCAGAUGCAGGCAAUGAUACAGAUGUGCCGAACACCGGUGGCUAUCACUCUGUUGCCUUUGCAUAUGGAGGCACGGAUGAGUCAACAGAGCAGAAGACCAACAACUCUGAGCCUGUUUUUCGUCCAGCCUUUCCAGUGCCAGAAUGUUUGAUUCAAAACCUUUAUGGCCAGAUGAUAAUUGCUAAGGUGCAUGUCUUACUCUAAGGCUUAUCAUGUCUAAGUUUCAGAUGCUCGGAGCAGGCAUGCAGUUCUUGUUACCAAGGGUCUGUCCAGGUGGGAUUAGGAUGGUUGAAACUUAUUAAAUCUUUUUGCUUGUGAGCGAAUCGGAAGAAAACAUGUCUUUGUAGAGUUAUAUUCUUUGUUCGCCAUGGUUAUCUUUGGGUUUAUCUUGAGGUUCAGAGAGUUUAACUUGGGGUGAUUAAUUCAUUAUGAGACUUAUUUUGAGAUGAAACUGCAUUUACUGGAAAUUGUCAGACUUCUGAAGGUUUUGUUUUUCUGUUUUUCCUUUCCCCAGCCUGAAACAGAAAAGAUACAUCAGAUCAUUGCAAGAACAGCUAUGUUUGUUGCCAAGCAUGGUGGGCAGUCAGAAAUUGUUUUGAGGGUGAAACAGGGAGACAAUCCAAUGUUUGGGUUCUUGAUGCCUGACCAUCACCUUCAUGCGUACUUUAGGUUUCUCAUCGAUCACCAAGAACUACUCAAGGAGGGAAUAUCCGUACAGGAAGAGAAGAAAAACAAUGGUGGUCUUGAUCAGACUGGUGGAGCAUUGUCUUUGCUUGGUUCUGUAUAUGGGUCUGGAGAGGAUGAGGAUGACACGGCUGAGGAUGCAUCUGGCUUGCAGAAACUGAACUCUCAUGAAGCUGUUAAUGCAAUUAGUGCAAUUAUGCAUGGAUCAGAGCAGAAAGAAUCUACUGGAACUGUAACUGGGAAAAAUGAUAUUGUUUCAAAAUUUCUUUGUCCUCCUUUGAAGGAGAAAGUUAAUUUCAUUGAACAUAACCGUAUCAUUAACACAGUUAGAGGUGGAGCCACCAGUGGGAUGAAGAAAGAAAGUGAUACCUUAGGAUCGGUUUCCGGUGCUACCAAUAAGUCUCAGACUCCUGGUAUUCCUGGAGCAUCAAAAGUUGAACUACCCGUUUUGGAGCCACCAUCUGAUCAAAAGAGAGUAGUUGAGAAAAUUGUUGAGUUCAUAUUAAAGAAUGGCAGACAGUUUGAAGCUAUUCUUGCUGAACAGAACUGUAAACAGGGAAGAUUUUUGUUCCUUCUGCCAUCUAAUCAAUAUCAUGCUUACUACUUGAAAGUUCUCCAAGAUGCUCAAGAGUCCAAGUUACACGGCAAGCAGAUAGUUUCUGAGAAACAAGAAUUGGCUGGGCGUGUGGUGGACAAGAAAGCUGCCAAGGGCAGUGAUUCCUUCUCCUCAGGAUCUGCCAGUCAUGAAGUAACUUUUGAUUAUGACAGGAAAGAAAAAUUUAAGAUGGUAAUCGGCAAGUCAAAGAAGGAUGGGCAUGAUCCGCCUUCUGAAUCAAACCAGCCAGAAGUCGGAAUCAGUGUGGAUGCAGUUGCAGCUAUUCUUCAGGCUGCAACAAGAGGCUUUAAGAAUCCGGCUUUAGACAUAUUCCAAAAACCAUCUUCAAGUGGUGUUGGUCAGGGUUCUAGCAAUGAUGGUGGACAAGAUUUGAGCUCUGGAAGUCAAAAGGCAUAUUGUUCUGGUCGUGUUGGUCAAGUAACUAAUGUUCCUGUUCCUGUUGCCAAGGCUAUUGCAGAGACGGCUGCUCUUGCAGCUGCAAGUGAGGCCGACUCCUCUGAAGCAUCUUUGAGUAAAGAGCAGAAACUGAAGGCUGAAAGAUUGAAACGAGCAAAGAUGUUUGCUGCCAUGUUAAAAGGUGGAUCUGCUCCUUUGAAAGCGGAAUCAGUACGUGGCGUAUCUAUUGAUCCACCAGAAUCUGGGGUUUCUUCAUCAGGAAAUGAGGUUUUAAAUCUUGUAACCAAAGAAAGAAAAGGGGGUUCAUCCCCAUUGGAAGUUGAUAUCGCAGAUAAGGUGGAGGACUAUGACAAGAAAGUUGCUGUUGAUAAAUGUAAUGAGCGACGAUCAAAGAAGACCUUCCGUACUCUUUCUAAAAGGGUUGAAGAAGAAGAAGAUGGUGAAAGUGACAAUGAUGAUGAAGAGAACAAGGAAGAAGAUACAAAGAGUCACAAGCACUCUAAGAAGCGUCGGUCUCAUUAUUCCUCAGACAAUGUUAGGGACAGGCAUAGGCACAAAAGGCAUUCCUCUUCCAAGGACAGAGAUUCUAGACACCGUCAUAAGCAUGAGAGGUCUGAUGAGAAGCAUCGGCACUCUCAGAGUAAGCAUAAGAUUAAUAGCUCUUACGAUGAACAUCAGCCUUCGAAAAGGCAUCGGCAUCAUAGCUCAUCUGACGAUGAUCAUUGGCGCUCUGAAUGCCAGCAUACUCAUAGUGAACAUCGAACUUCUCGAAGUAGGCGCAAGCACAAUGACUCUUCUGAGCGCCGGCAUUCUCGGAGGCAGCAUAAUCAUGGUAGUUCGUCUGAGGACGAGCACCGGCAUCAAAGGACAGCUGCAAAGCAUAAUGAACCUGAUUCUGAACGAAACAUGGAAUUAGAGGAAGGAGAGAUCUUUUCAAAGCCGGAUCAAUCAAUGGUUGGUAGUGGCGGUAAUGCUAGUAGAGAAGCUUCUGCAGAUACUUUGAAAUCAGAUGAAAUUGGGAGAGCCCCAUCUCAGCCUUCUGGUGCCACUGUGGUUUCAGAUGAUCUUAGGGCCAAAAUUCGAGCUAUGUUGAUGGCAACGUUGUAACAGGUGUGACUUUGUUCUUGUUUAGUAUAAAAACACUAAUCUAUCUGUGAAGAUAGAAUUAUUUACCACUAAUUUAUAAAUUUAGGAUUUCACUUCAA
Messenger RNA from Argentina anserina (silverweed cinquefoil), 3970 nucleotides. RefSeq lists its product as uncharacterized. The coding region runs from base 1515 to 3872 and encodes 785 amino acids. The record is from RefSeq and is a predicted model, not a curated record. The transcript is spliced from 3 exons. Gene Ontology annotation, molecular function: RNA binding. Gene Ontology annotation, biological process: mRNA 5'-splice site recognition; RNA processing. Lineage: Eukaryota; Viridiplantae; Streptophyta; Magnoliopsida; Rosales; Rosaceae.